Molecule: messenger RNA, 2829 nt
Organism: Neoarius graeffei (lesser salmon catfish)
Lineage: Eukaryota; Metazoa; Chordata; Actinopteri; Siluriformes; Ariidae
Gene: atg16l2
Product: protein Atg16l2
Exons: 18
Coding region: 248-2035 (595 amino acids)
Biological process (GO): negative stranded viral RNA replication; autophagosome assembly
Cellular component (GO): autophagosome membrane
Molecular function (GO): protein binding
Source: RefSeq, a predicted model, not a curated record
UUGUCUGUGUGUUGGUGCUGGAGAGGAACAGAUCUGGGCAUUUUCCGUGUGUGUGAAGUGGAGGCGUGAGCUCGCCUGCCUUCUGACGCUGGGAGCAGUUCUCGCGGACUCAUCGAACAAGUUCCGGUCGGUUUGUGCUUUUAGCCACACUUUGCCAUGUUUAACUCGGUCGUUCAUAUCGGCCCGUAAUACGGAAAUCCAUCAUGGGCCAUGCCUUUGGAAUGACAUACCGGUGAGGUCUUUAAUCAUGGCCAGUACGGAGUCCACGAAGCCUGGGGUCCAGCUCACCAAGACGAGCCCGGACUCAAAACAGUCCGAGCCAUGGAAACGGCACAUCAUCCGGCAGCUGAAGUAUCGCGAUAAGGCGCAGAAGCUCGUCUUCCAAGAUGUGAUCCAGUCAUAUGUCAACCUGCUCGAGCACUGCGCGCAAAGUGCACUAAUCACCCAAGGCCUCCUCUCCCCGCCGAGACCGUUUUCCUCAUCUGAGAAUUUGCCAUCCCUGGAGACAGCCAUUGGGGAGCUUGCUUACAAAGUAGUGGAGCUGCAGCAAGAGAUAAAAAUCAAGGACACUUUUCUUGAAAAGCAACAUGCCAGGUUGUAUGACACUCAGAACAGGCUCAUGGCUGUGGAAUUAGAGAAAGGCAGACUGAAGUCUGAUGUGAAGAUGAUGACUGAUAGCAACUUACUCCUCAAGAGUGAGUAUGACACUCUGCGUGAGCGCUGUCAGCACUUGGAUGAGGUUUACAGAAAGGAGAAACUUCAUGGCUCAGAUGUCCUAGAGGACAUGAUUCACUUGAAAGAACAGGCUGCUGCUCGCAUGAACCACCGCAAUGAGAGGAGACUGAGAGCCAGGCAAGCUGAUCUUCAUAAGGAACCUGAGGUGGCUGCGAGUGAAAAUUUGAACAGUGACAAAGUACCCCAAAGUGUAUCACUACCAUCAUCACCAUUACUACACAGGAAUGACAGUCGAGAGGAUUUGGAAAGCAUCAAAUUACGAGCUUUCAGGUCAGCUUCAGUUACUUCUCCUCGGAUUCUUGGCUCAAUCAGAGGUCUUUUUGAAAAGAAAAGGCGAGGUAAUUCAGUUAGCAGUUUGGGAGAAGAUCUCUGUACCCCUCUAGGAGUUUGCUUAGUAGCUAGAGUCCCAACCAAAGUCAUUCAUGCUGUGGACGCUCAUGAGCUUGGAAUCAAUGCAGUGAGAUUCAGCCCAAGUUCGAAUAUGCUGGCUACUGGAAGCACAGACAGGGUGAUUAAGCUGUGGGACAUCAGCUCAGGAAUGCUGCACUACAGAGGGACACUAGAUGGGAGUAAUGAGGGCAUCACCAGCAUUGAGUUUGAUUCUACGGGCAGCCGAAUUUUAGCGGGAUCUUAUGACAACUCUGCUCUUAUAUGGCGGUUGGAUGACUCUGUUCCAAAGUUUACGCUGACGGGCCAUUCUCGUAAAGUGACAGCAGCUAGGUUUAAAUGUAACUUAAGGCAGGUGGUGACUGGGAGUGGAGACAGGACUGUAAAAAUCUGGGACCUGCAACGUGCUGCAUGUAUACAGACGAUUGAGGUAUUAUCCUACUGUAGUGACGUAGUGUGCUCAGAGUAUUACAUAAUCAGUGGCCAUUUUGACAGAAAAAUACGCUUCUGGGACAGCCGGGCAGCGAGCUGCACUCAGGAGGUUCCCCUACAAGGUAGGGUGACCUCACUUGACAUCUCACCCAACCAUAGAGAGUUACUAAGUUGCUCAAGAGAUGAGAGCCUGCAGUUGGUGGAUCUGAGAAUGAGCAAUACCAGAAAGGUCUUCAGGGCAGAUGGCUUCAAAUGUGGAAGUGACAGCACCAAGGCUAUCUUCAGUCCAGAUGGAAGUUACCUGGCAGCUGGCUCUGCUGAUGGUAGCGUGUACAUCUGGAACAUUAGCACAGGCAACCUGGAAACACGGCUACCAGACAUGCACAGAACCUCAGUUAACGCAGUGGCUUGGUCAAUGUCAGGCGAGUAUAUGGUGAGUGUUGAUAAGAGCCGAUGUGCCAUUCUGUGGAGUGACUUCUGAAGCUGGAUUUAAGUGGCUGUACACUCUACUGCUGAAUUACACACCAGGGUCAAGAACAUCCACACAUCCAUGUUCAGCAUAUGAGGAACAGCAUGUUCUAUACACCAAAACUUGUAUGUAUUCACUAAUUAUAGAAACAAAGCACCACAAGCAUACUAAAUUUCUCUUGGUCUGGUUUUAUAAAGCAGUCUUGAUUGAUUGAUUGAUUGAUUGAUUGAUUGAUUGAUUGAUUGAUUGAUUAAAUACCUUGAUUUCCCCCAAAAUUAUUGACUUAGUGUGAAGCUCAUUUGAAGUGUGCUCUGAAAAUAUGUCAAACAUUCACUUAAACAUACUGCCUUAAAGAUUGAAAUCCUGGUAACAAAAUCACAAAUAGCAAGAAACUAGGUUGAAAGGUGAUGGUUGGUUACAUUCUGUGUAAUGCUCAUAUUUCCAUUGUUAAUAUCAUCUGUUUAAGUGCAUAGAAAUUAGCUAAUUAUAUUUCAAAGUGUAAAAAUAGAUUUUAUACGGGCUGUCUGUUUUUGUAAUGUCUGUGUUAGAAUUGUACAGUAUAAAAUACACCAGUUUAGUCUGUGUAUCAGUACCUGAUUUGUGCUGCAGUGCUUCUUCACCCACUCUGAGGGGUUUAAUUUGCCUAACCUCAUGCAUUCAGAUUCUCUUUUGUUGAAGAUAUCCAGUGAAGUUUGUACAAGGGAGUGUAUAGAUUUGUUUACAUACUAAUUCUCAAUAUAGUUGUACUGAAUGUUUAUAUAUCAACUACUAGAUAAAUAAAUUUCUUACCAUUUUGCUGACCAUUA